Molecule: messenger RNA, 4045 nt
Organism: Sitophilus oryzae (rice weevil)
Lineage: Eukaryota; Metazoa; Arthropoda; Insecta; Coleoptera; Curculionidae
Gene: sky
Product: GTPase-activating protein skywalker
Exons: 11
Coding region: 579-2375 (598 amino acids)
Source: RefSeq, a predicted model, not a curated record
UUUUCGUUUGUCACGUGCGUAUGUGUUUAGAUUUUAGUUUGUCAUUUCAGAUUCUCCAGAUAGUACUUGACGAUUCUCAGAGGAUUAUAAAUCGGUACGAGUGCGAGCAAUACUUCUGGAGCAAAAGACUGAAAAGACCGAAAUGGGAGUGGCCUUAUUCGCGCAUUGACAACUCGAAUUCAUGGAUACGUGAGUGCGGGGUUCAUACUUUUUCUACUUUUAGUACACAGUGAAAAUUGAGUGUGGAGCCUCGGAAUCCUUUCCAACGGUACGUAUCGGAAGUGCCGAGUUAACGUGUGUUCAGAAAUAAACUACGAGCUCUCGUAAUUCGGAUUUAUAUCGUUUUAAUUCGCGACGAAGAAUAAAAUACAACGAAAGAUUUUCCUCUUGUGUGUUUAAGUGAAAAUUCUCGCGGAAAAAGACUACUAUCGAUUGAGGUAGUGUUUAAUCUAAUGCCGUUUCAAGAAGUCAACAGUGUUUUUAGCAACGAUACUGCCAUCUAAUCAGUGUGAUAAACCCACGAUGUUCCAGGACUUAACAUAGGCCAGUCGACGUCGUCGGCGCCCCCGCCCGCCGCCAUGCUCAUAGCCGACGGCGCUGCCGCCUCCGCCGCUGGCACCCCUUGCCCUGCCUCGCCGGGGGGCGGGGUCUCGAUCGCGCCUCCCUACACAGCGCUGGUGGACGCGGCGGGCGUGGUCUGCGUGAUGCCCAGCCCCACGGCGCGCCCCCUGAAAGCAGCGGCGGACGUGAGGGCGCUAGUGCAAACGCGGAGGAACGACGAGCUGAAGCAGCUGUUAAGGAGUAACGCGUGGCCGGCCAACCAUCCCGUUCGCAAAGAGUUGUGGCCCAUCCUGUGCACGCAGCACGCUCACGCAGGCGGCGCGUCCGGUGACGGCUUCUACUGGGACAUGGUGGUGCAGGUUUUCGGGUCGGUGGAACUGCCGGACCGGCCGGUCGCGUUGCCGUUGUUCGUCGAACCGUCACGUUGCAACGCGUACCACCUGACGAGGUCGGGACGCGCCUGCGCCGACCGCGUCAUCAGCGUGCUGGGCUACGCCUGCCCGGAUAUAGUGUACAGUCCCGCCAUCUAUCCGAUCUGCGCACUGUUGCUGCAUUACGUGACUGAAGAGGAAGCUUAUCACUGCAUGGCAAGUUUGGUUUCUUGCAAGGAGAAGACGUUCAUCACGCAAACGAAGCUUCUUUACGAGGUCACGUGGAAGACUGUGAUGCAAAUAUGUAGAAAGCACGUGGUAAGUAAAGGCGCAGCAGUGCAUUUACAAAGGCAGUGCACGGCGGGCAGGGCAGAGCGCAUCUACAUGGACUGGAUUUGGUGGAUUUUCCAGGGGCUGCCGUUCCAGCACUUGAUUAGGAUAAUGGACUGCUUCUUCCAUGAAGGAGUUAAGGUGUUAUACAGGACAGCAAUGGCUAUCCUGAUACUUUUCCAUAAAUAUUCGUCGGCCAAUUCGUCGGAAUGGUCGGCGGAGAUCCAGAAAAACGGCAUCGAUUUGGCUUUGAACAAGUUUUGUCGAGAAAUGCCGGUGACACCGCAGAAAGUAUUAAAGGUAGCCUUUGGUAUCAGAGGCCUCACGUCAUCCUACAUCUCACGAGUAUUCAUCAAAACCGAGAUGCUUUUGAAGAGCAAACAGGUGCUGCACGGCUCCAAACAACUAGUCAGGAGUAGAUCGAGCGAGAAUCUUCCCAACAGUCAGAGCCAGACCAAGAUCCAGAUGGUGUCGCACACCCUCACGAUACGAGAGACCUCAUCCUACUAUAACCUGACCCAGUGGUUUCCAUUUUCCAUGCCCGUAUUCCGUGACCAAGGCGUACAUAGUUUAAUAAGAAGAACGCUUCUCACUCUGUGGUCCUGGUUGCCAGUUCGGAUCACCAUGUACCAGCCGAUCCUGCUCUACACCACCGAGGAACACGGAUGUUCACUAACGACGUUCUAUGUUCGAGUGGAACAGCACGAACCAACGCUGCUUAUGAUUAAGACUUGUAACAACGAGGUAUUUGGAGCAUACUGUUCGUCCAGAUGGUGCGAACGGAACCAAAAAGAUGACCGAGGCAAUCGACAGGCUUACUUCGGUACCGGAGAAACAUUUCUGUUCUCUUUGUAUCCAGAAAGGGCGAAAUACCCGUGGGUUGGUGUGGAGGGAGACAGGAACGUGUCCCACGGUUCGGAACUGUUCAUGGCUGCCGAUAGUAAAAUGAUUACGAUAGGAGGAGGGGAAGGUCAGGCAAUAUGGAUGGACGAAAACAUCCGCUACGGAAAAACGGACCACUGCGCAACCUUCAACAACCCGCCUCUGUGUCCGAGCGGUGAUUUUGAAAUACGAGUUUUGGAAGUUUAUGGUUUUGCCACCGACAUGAAUUGAGUUAGAAGACAAAUUGAGAAACCACAAACAACGAAUGCACGUGUGAAAACAAAACAUAUUUUCAUUGUAUUAGGCUGAGCAGGACAAGAUAAUAUUAUGUCCUCAAGCAAAGUUUAAAUAAGCAUCUUGAUGUAACAGUGUUUGUGUUGUAGCGUUAUUAUUUAAUCUUUAAAUAUAAUCGUAUUACAAUAAUAUACAAAAUACGCUGGGCAAUACAUCUUCAAGUGGAUGUUUGUAUCGAAAUCAGAAGGCAAUAUGUUGCAUUCCUUUAGCAAAAACGAUUCGAGAUUAUGGCAUAUAUAAUAUUUGACAUGCGCUUGUACCUUUUGAUAAUUUAUUAGGUUUGUAACAUAACCUAGAAACAUGUUUUACUAACAAAAUAUCGAAAACAGUAUUAUUUAUCGGUCUCAGACUAUAUCCCAUUUUUAAAAUGGUCUCUUUGUUUAUUUGAUUUGUUUCUCUUUUAGUUCCUUAAAGUAUAUCUUAUUGUUAUGUAAUGUUAUAAAUAUAACCUAAAAAAACUUUGUUUUGAACCUAGAUCAUAUAUAGGAUGAUUCACACGGCGAUGGCACGUUAGACGUUUAUGGAGAACCGGUGACAGAAUUUUUUUUGAACAUUUGGAUGUUUACAUAAAGGCACCUGCCCCAUCUGUCUAAAAUAUUUUCUACUGUUACAAUGUUGCCGCAUCAUUUGAAAAGUGGUAGCAUCUUUGGAUUUUAAAUGGAAUACCCGGUAUUUUAUUAUAUUUUUGGAAACUAUUUUCAUAUCUCAUAAUUUUUCUAUUAUACUAACCCAUACCGAUCUCUAACAUUUUUUGAGAUAUAUGAAUAGAUAUAAAACAUACAUAAAAUUUACAAAAACACGAUCUUGAAUAAGCAUUGGUAAAAUCAUGAAUUGAACAUUUUAAAAGAUGAUAUUUGGGUUAUAAGUUAACGAAAUUCUAUAUAUUCGAUCUGUCUAAAUCAACUCAUAAGAUAUAUAGGGAGAUGAGCCAAUGAUGAGUACCAUGGCCGUGAAUCACUCUGUGUAUGAUCUAGGGUUUUAAGUAACAUGAAUAUAGCUUUAUAUGCCUAAGUUAAUCAAGUUACUAAAAAUGUUAGUAAACGUUACCUAGUAAUUGAUACUAGCUGAAUCAUAAAGAUCAAAAUACGGUGCACAAUGUCUAUAUUUGACAGAUACACGGAAUUCAGAGAACAUCUUGCCUCGUUUUACUAAUAAUUAAUCUAUUAACAAAUGUUGUUUAGAUGUGUGUUGUACGUAUUAUAGCCCCCUUUUUCAAACAUUAUCUGCCAUUUAUGGAUAUUUAUGCCUGACGUGAACCUGAAACUGACAAGUACUAGAAUCUAGUCGUAUUAGCUUUGUAUUUAUUUAGUUAAUAGAAUGUUCGGUACAGUAAAAUGUGUAUAUUUCAAAUAUUAGUCUGUGUAAAUAUUAGUUUGUAUGUUAUUUUUAAGGUGUAAAAGCAGUAACAAUUAUUGCUUUGCAUGUUAAUUAUUUGUUUCUUUUAAGUGCAAAAAUAUUUGCGUGCCAAACAAUUUGUAGGGCGCUAAUUCAGCUUUUCUCGUCAUCACAAUAAACAUUUUUUUUUAUUUAAUUCAGGUAGAGUAUGUUUUAUGACUUUUAUGCCAUGUUCUGGAUAAGACGACAUCAUAUAGAAACUAAAAGAAUUU